AUGUCGAAAAAGGGGCGAGUGGAGUACAUUCAAGAGUCAGAGCCGCCUUUCAUCCGGCGUUUCAAAGAACGUGCCGGAAUUGUCCAGCCUCCCACCAUCGCUAGCAAGCGAUUCACAUCUUCGUGUGACCACGAUGACGAUGACGGAGACCGUCCAGACGAACAACCACAACUGGUGCUAAAUGACUCUAGCGGGGUAACCGAGGACGAAGCCCGUGCCUUCUUGGCUAAAAAAGUGACAAAGCAAUCUGCUUCGGAAUCGAACAGUAUGGAAAAAGCCAACAUAAUUGAGGAGAAACUCGAUGUUGCGAUGGACCAGGGAAAGAAGAUACGUUACCGACCAGAGAGUGAACGCCAACAACGAUCUAACCACACGGAGUCUUCCACACACUUCAAUACUCGAAAAGCGAGCCGCGCAGACAAAACCGUGCGUGACCGCUCACCUCCGAGCAACCGAUCAGACGUGCGAGCUGGCCGCCCACAUGGCCUUCUUUCCUUUGAUAUAGAUACAGAAGAGGAAGUGUGA
Molecule: messenger RNA, 525 nt
Organism: Dicrocoelium dendriticum
Lineage: Eukaryota; Metazoa; Platyhelminthes; Trematoda; Plagiorchiida; Dicrocoeliidae
Source: the annotation of a GenBank genome assembly